Aphidius gifuensis is the source of this 625-nucleotide messenger RNA. RefSeq lists its product as uncharacterized. Gene Ontology annotation, molecular function: odorant binding. The transcript is spliced from 5 exons. NCBI's taxonomy places the organism in Eukaryota, Metazoa, Arthropoda, Insecta, Hymenoptera, Braconidae. The record is from RefSeq and is a predicted model, not a curated record. Bases 64 to 492 code for a protein of 142 amino acids.
UGCUUAAAUUACAAUCAUCAAACAACUACUAUAUUGAUUUUUCUUGAAACUUUAAUCUAUAAAAUGAAAUACUUGGCAAUUGUUGGUCUUAUUGGACUCAUUUUUUUCGUCUCAAAUGGAUUAUCACAGGAUCCAGAUUGUCCAGUUUAUAAAUUAAUGAUGGCAAGUGUGGAGAAAUGUAAGGGCCAGCUGAGUGAGGAAAAUGCUAAACUUAUGGAGAAAAAUCCAGGGGUUGAAAAUGAUGAAAUAAAUUGCUUCAGGGGAUGUGUACUGGUUGGCAUGGGUGUUAUGAAAAAUGCUAAAAUUGACAUUGAAAAUUUAAAAGAACUUAUGAAACAAUCUAAAUCGCCAACAACAGCGGAGGCAGUUGUAACAGUAGCACGAGAAUGCAAAAAACAAUCCGAGGUCAGCAACAACGAGUGCGAAGUGGCUGGAUCAUAUACCAAGUGUGUUGUGGCCCUGAAAGACAAAGCAGAAAAAGCUGGAGCCUAAAGGCAAAUAAAUCAUUCAACAAUAAUAUAUAUUUUUUAUCUUUUUUUCAAUGGGAUUUACUGAUUGAGGCAAUAGGUAUUUAGUUUUCCUUGUAAUUAAAUAUAAUAAAAAAACAAUAUUAAAAGCAAAAAAU